Messenger RNA from Aspergillus terreus NIH2624, 591 nucleotides. RefSeq lists its product as uncharacterized. Bases 1 to 591 code for a protein of 196 amino acids. The transcript is spliced from 2 exons. NCBI's taxonomy places the organism in Eukaryota, Fungi, Ascomycota, Eurotiomycetes, Eurotiales, Aspergillaceae. The record is from RefSeq and is a predicted model, not a curated record.
AUGUGGCUCUCCACGGGGACACUUCCCCUUCUCCUCCUCCUCUCCUUCGUCUCCCUCGCCCUCUCCCAAUCCAUCACCACCGACCUCUUCUACUGGCCGCUCUCCGCCCCGAAACCCGCCCUCCUCGCCCGCAUCGCCUACGAUCCCACCUCCCUGAAGCCCGAACUCCUCUCCUACACGCCUCCCCCCGUGUCCGAAGACCUCCCCGACAACCAGAUCGUCCGCGUCGGCCUGUACACCUCCACCCCCGCCAGCCCCAACCAAUGGGUCGGCUCGCUGACCUCCCUGGCCGCCCUGCGCGAACAUGACGCCCCCAUUCUCCAGCUGCAUCUGGGGCCCUCCAAGGAGGUCUACCAUGUCGCUGUGAUGUCUGCCAAUGUCUCGACGACAAGCCCGUCGUCGUCAAGUCCCAUUGUCGAGCUGGUUGGCCCCGAGACGGGGCCGCGCCCGCAUCUCAAUCGUCCUGUGGUUGUUGGGCCCGACGGUGCCAAUCCGGAUGAACCGGUUGAGAAGACCUUUUUCCAGAAGUACUGGUGGAUUAUCCUCAUCGUGACGUUCCUGGCUAUGUCUGGUGGCGGAGAGGGACAGUGA